ACUAUCAAAUAUUCACUAUUAGCUAUAAUCUUUCGUGUUCAAGUUGUCUUUGUUUCGUACUUUUAAGAGAAAUGGCGAUGAUUCCGAGUUUGUUCGGCAACCGAAGGAGCAGCAUCUUCGAUCCAUUCUCGUUUGAUGUUUGGGAUCCAAUCAAGGAAUUUCCUUCACAUUCUUCACUCACCAGCAGCCAAACCUCCGAUGCCUCUGCAUUCGUCAACGCCCGAAUCGAUUGGAAGGAGACUCCAGAAGCUCACGUCUUCAAGGCUGAUCUCCCUGGGCUUAAGAAAGAACAAGUGAAAGUGGAGAUUGAAGAAGACGGUGUACUUCAAAUCAGCGGAGAGAGGAAUGUUGAGAAGGAAGACAAGACUGAUACUUGGCACCGGGUCGAACGUAGCAGUGGGAAAUUCAAGAGGAGAUUCAGGCUGCCUGAGAACGUGAAAAUGGAUCAAGUUAAAGCUUCCAUGGAAAAUGGGGUUCUUACGGUUACUGUUCCCAAGGUGGAAGUGAAGAAGCCUGACGUCAAAACCAUUGAAAUUUCUGGUUAAGUACCCUCUGUUUGCUGUUUUUGUUGCUAAUAUUAGAACAUGUUUACUCUUCGUUCGACAAGUUUUCAAAUGUUAUUUUGUCAUGUUAAAGUGAUGAAUAAAGUCAAGUCUGAGAUUGUGCAGAGAA
This is a messenger RNA of Hibiscus syriacus, 672 nucleotides long. RefSeq names its product 17.3 kDa class I heat shock protein-like. The coding region runs from base 72 to 545 and encodes 157 amino acids. The transcript has a single exon. The record is from RefSeq and is a predicted model, not a curated record. Lineage: Eukaryota; Viridiplantae; Streptophyta; Magnoliopsida; Malvales; Malvaceae. Gene Ontology annotation, biological process: response to hydrogen peroxide; response to salt stress; response to heat.